Cercospora beticola is the source of this 3582-nucleotide messenger RNA. RefSeq lists its product as uncharacterized. The record is from RefSeq and is a predicted model, not a curated record. Gene Ontology annotation, cellular component: cytoplasm; nucleus. NCBI's taxonomy places the organism in Eukaryota, Fungi, Ascomycota, Dothideomycetes, Mycosphaerellales, Mycosphaerellaceae. Gene Ontology annotation, molecular function: protein binding.
AUGUCGGGUGUCGAGGCCAUCACUAUCGUCCAGCUCAUCGGCGCCUGCAUCGACAUUACCAAAGCCGUGAACGACAUCGGUAGAGCCGCGAAAGACGCCAAAGGCCUGCCACCGAAGCUCAAAGAGCUAUUUGAAAGGCUACCAGCAAUCAUUGACCUGCUCAAUUCCGCGCGUGAAAGGGCCGAGAAGGACGAGAUUUCUGAGGAGUCCAAGGAGAGCAUCAAGCCGGUCCUGGCGCAUUGCAAAGAGUCUCUGGACGCGCUGAGGAUCUUGUUCUGGAAAGCUUGUCCAGAAGAUGGUGAUAAUUAUGGCAAACGCCUCUGGAAGGGUACGAAGACAGUAUUUCUCGGGAGAGACAGCAGGCUUCAAAAGCACAUGAGCGACAUUAUGGAGAAUCUGAAUUUACUGGAGCUCAAAGGAAUUUUCAGCAUCGACAACAAGCUGGACGAUCUCACGGAGACUGUUCAAAUCUUGGCAGAAGAAGACACCACAGUCAGAAACGCGCACUCCGGGAGUGGGAAUUUGAAUGUUCAUGAGGGCCCUGGCAACCAGUAUAACAUUGGUGGUGGGAGCAAUAAUACAUUCAAUCAGAACUUCGGCACUCACAUACAUGAGGGCCAUUCGAAAAUCCCUCUCCCCGAGCAGUGCCUGCGAUCACUGGCUUUCCCAGAUAUGGAAGCUCGAAGUGACAUCAACGAGAAGGCGGAACACACCUGCGAGUGGAUUUUCGAGCAUGAGGAUUACCAGACCUGGAUGGGUCGAGGAGGGCUUUUGUGGAUAAAAGGUAGAGCCGGCACGGGUAAAUCUACUUUGAUGGAAGCGAUUAGAGCAAGAAGCCUACCAGCAAGGGAAAAGAGCUUUGAACAUCUGAGCCCAACAAGACGCACGCUGGUGGUGUCGUUCUUCUUCAAUCGACGAGGCGAAAUGUUGCACCAGACAGCGGUUGGUCUGUUUCGAUCUUUACUUCAUCAGGUUCUUCGUUGUGACGAUGACUUACUAUCUCAAUUCACGAAAGACUCUGGUUUCGCGGAUUACCAUCGUACCAAAGGCGAACCAGGCAGGGAUAAGACAUGGGACUGGACAGAGUCAGACCUGCGGGACCUAUUUCGCAAAUACGUCAAGAAAUUCAUCGAGACUAAUGACCUUCGUCUCUAUGUUGAUGCGCUUGAUGAGGGAGGAGAGCAAGUUGCGAGACAGCUAAUGGCUCUAUUCGAGAGCUGUCGGGGAGAAAUUGGGCACGAAUUGAACAUCUGUGUCUCUUGUCGCCCAUAUCCACAGCGCCUCAGUUCCUACGACUACUGCAUUGAGAUUGUCAACCAGACUCAGCAAGACAUUUCUCGAUUUCUCGAGGAGUAUUGUAGCGAAUGGUCGGACUGGUCUGACCCGCAGGCGUUGCAAAGGGUCAAAAAGGAGAUCUUAUCCAGAGCCUCGGGCGUUUUUCAGUGGGUCAUCAUCGUUAUUGGCAGGGUAGUCAAGUUGCGAGACGAGAAUCUGGCGACGAUCCUGGCCAGCAUCGCAAGUUUACCUCAGGACCUCAAUGAUCUUUAUCAUGACAUGUUCAAGCCCCUGAGAGCAGAGAACAGUAGUGAUCGAAGAGCAGCAUUGCGUCUAUUCCGGUGGAUGACCUUCGCAAAGGGGCGUCUCUCACUCGGUGAGCUUCGUUAUGCAGCUGCUAUUGAUGCCGAUUCGCCGUUGAAAUUUGUCAAUGACUGCAAGCAUUCCGCCCACUGGUGCGAAGAUGACGAUAAGAUGUUGAAACGGCUGCAACGCUUAUCAUUUGGCGUGGUCAAGCUCGAUGGUUCUUAUGUUCAAUUCGAUCAUGAGUCCGUUCGAGACUAUAUGCUAGCUCGGGGUAUUUCAUCUUUUGAGAGAGAUCAAGCUGAUCCAUCACUCGACAACGUAGUUGGAAAAUCAGAAGCAAUCUUGUCUCGUGUCUGCUUUCGAUAUCUGGCUGCUCACGACGUCCUCAAGCGUUCAGAGGAAGUUCUGAAGGCUUUCGAGUCCGGCAGACCUGGUUGGUCCCGCCACUCUCAACUGGAUCCUGAAGCCAAUCCAGAACUGCAACUAGGGCAGUAUGCAAGAUCCUUCUGCUGGAAACACGCCUACGCUGCCGAAGCGGAAGGUCGAUCACUGAAGGAGAUAGUCAAGAUCACUAACUGGCCUUUGUUCAAGUGUGCUUACGCAUUCAGUAUGAUCCGUGAUCCGGGAAUCAACAAAGAUCUGACUCUACUACACCUGGCAGCACAUUUCGGCAUUACCAGCAUUUUCGAGGAAGUAUUGUCCCGAGAGUCAAAAUCUGACCUAAACCCGAAAGACAGAUGGAGCCGAACUCCGCUGUGGUAUGCAUCGUGUCGGCGUCACCAAGCAAUCGUCAAGCUGCUUGUGAACAGCGGAAGAGUAGAGGUCAAUUCCACGGACACGAAACAAAGAUCUCCUUUCGCGAUAGCAGUACAUGAGGGUCAUGAGGAAGUUAUAAGACUACUUCUUGAAAGCCAGCGAGUGGAUAUGAAUUCCUAUGUCUUUUCGGAUCUGAAGACCCCUUUCGCCAUAGCAGUGGACAAAGGCUACGAAGGUGUCCUAGUACCACUGCUCAAGAAUGCGCGGGUAGACGUAAAUCCUCGGGACUAUCAGCAGAAGACCCCUUUCGCAACAGCAGUGGAAAGCGGCGACGAAUUGAUGACAAGAAUGCUUCUUGGGUGCUCCAGAGUAGAUGUGAAUACUCGGAACGAGAUUGGAAGUACCCCUUUGCUCACAGCGAUGUACAAAGCUCACAAAAGAAUUGUCCGCCUGCUUCUUGAGAGUGAUCGCGUGGAUGUGAAUCUUCCGGAUCCAUGGGGCUACACUCCUCUCUGGACGGCGCUAUACAAGACAGAUCUGGAUGAGGAUAUCGUGAAGCUGCUUCUCAAGAUCGAACGAUUAAAUGUGAAUUCCCGGCAUGAUGGAAGUGAGACCGCUCUCGCGGAAGCAGCGAGAUGUGGAGCGGAGACGAGCGUAAGACUUCUUCUUAAGAGUGAGCGGGUCGAUGUCAAUUGUCAGGACGAUAUGCUGCGGACUCCUCUCUCAUUAGCAUCGGGAAAUGGUUAUCAAGACACUGCAAAGUUGCUUCUGCUCAGGAGUGAUAUCGAUCCUAAUGCUUGGGACUUGGGUCGUAAGACGCCUCUCUGGCACGCAGCAUAUGAGGGCCAUGAGAACAUAACAAAGAUGCUAUUGGAGGACAGCAGGGUCCGCAAAUGGACCAAGAAUAAUUUUGGUUGGACGCCUCUCUGGGCCGCAGUCGUCCGAGGUCAUGCACAGAUUGUGAAGCUAUUCUGGGAAGGAGGUUUUAUCGAUAUGAAUAGCAGGCACUACAGCGAUUCUGGUGAGACGCUUCUCGAGCUCGCAGCAAGCCAUAGCCAUGCGCAUAUUCUCCGAUUACUGAUCGAGACCGGAGAAAUUGACCUGGACAUGCACGACGUCUCCUAUUAUUUCGGACGAGCAGCAUCAGACGGGGGAAAGGAGACUGUCAAAGCGCUUCUGGGAACAGACGAAGUAGGAAAGGGGAAAAACAAAGGUGUCGAUAUCAGAAUCCCCGAGCCUCCAUAG